Bubalus bubalis (water buffalo) is the source of this 1714-nucleotide messenger RNA. It is a transcript of the gene TXNDC12, whose product is annotated as thioredoxin domain containing 12. Lineage: Eukaryota; Metazoa; Chordata; Mammalia; Artiodactyla; Bovidae. Gene Ontology annotation, cellular component: endoplasmic reticulum. The record is from RefSeq and is a predicted model, not a curated record. The transcript has 7 exons. Bases 420 to 938 code for a protein of 172 amino acids.
AUAUUAAGUGCAGUGGUUCUUGAGGGGGAGGGGCUAGCUUGCUGGGGGACGCAUCCAGCAACGGUUCUCCCGAGACUCCUCCCCACCCCCACUAUCUCGGCCCAUCUUUUCUUUCUCGGUCCUCGGACUAAACGUCCAGAACCCGGGGUGAAGCAAAUAGCGCCCCAAAGCAACUCCCGCAACCUUCUACGUGAACUACACCUUUAAACUCUCACUCCUUCCCAAACCGGACCCCGGAGGCGCCACCCACAUCCGUCUAACAUCACUUCCUUCAGGGUUAGGGGAAAAAAAAAAAAAAAAGAAAAUCUGGGAACGCGAACGGCUGGGCUGAUCCACACUUGGGAAACCGCACGGACCUUCUCCUAGGACUUCGUCGGCCCUACGUCUGCUCAGCCCAGUGGCUCCGCGCACCUGCCACCAUGGAGCUGCGGCCUCGUCUCGGGGCCACCUGUUUGCUGGGCUUCAGUUUCCUGCUCCUCGUCACCUCUUCUCAUGGACCUAAUGGGCUUGGAAAGGGUUUUGGAGAUCACAUUCAUUGGAGGACGCUAGAAGAUGGGAAGAAGGAAGCAGCUGCCAGUGGAUUGCCCCUGAUGGUGAUUAUCCAUAAGUCCUGGUGUGGAGCUUGCAAAGCUUUAAAGCCCAAAUUUGCAGAAUCUACAGAAAUUUCAGAACUUUCCCAUAAUUUUGUUAUGGUAAAUCUUGAGGAUGAAGAGGAGCCCAAAGAUGAAGAUUUCAGCCCCGAUGGGGGUUAUAUUCCACGAAUCCUGUUCCUGGAUCCCAGUGGCAAAGUGCGUCCUGAAAUCAUCAAUGAGAAUGGAAACCCCAGCUACAAGUAUUUCUACAUCAGUGCUGAGCAAGUUGUUCAGGGGAUGAAGGAAGCUCAGGAAAGGCUGACGGGUGAUGCCUUCAGAGAGAAACAUCUGGAAGAUGAGUUGUAACAUGAAUGCAUCCCUUCUUUCCUCAAAGUUAUUGUUCUGGAAGAAAGCAGCAGGGAAGGGAAUACUGAGGAAUCAGAACAAUUGAAUGGAUCGGAAAACCUUGCUCCUUCCCACAUGGGAAGGGCCCCUCUCACUGUUGGAAGAGUUCUGCUGCCAGAAACUGGUCUCCAUGUUUGUGAUCCAGCAGAGUGUGGCAGACUUCCUGGUCCUGUCCCCUCUCACCUAAAUAUCUCUUUGUCAUUGAAGGUAAAGAAUGACACCUUUUGACAUAAAACUUGAGCCAUUUGGAGAUUUACUCCUCACACUGCAGUAUUUGAAUCUUUCCAUUUCCUCCUGCUUAACUCACCUUGGUGGUGAAAAGAGACCAGAAGCAUCUUUUCUAUAAUGUUAAAAAUUGCGGAAAGAACUUAUCAUUUAAGACAACAAAUUCUAAAUGUAAAGCCGUAAUUCUGCCCCACCAAGGAGCUCAGCCUGUCUCUUCUUUUUCUCCUGGGAAUAAUCUUGGGCUUCUUCCUGAAUGCCUGCAACUUCCUUCCUCUUCUCUGGCUUGGCUUCCCUGUCUGCGCGCAUGCGUGUGCAGGAAUGGCUGUGUGCUCUGGACUGGCCCCAGCUGGAAGCAUGCUUUCUUUCCCCCCGUUAACCGUUGAAGAAACCUUCUAGCCCUAGAUGGAGCCAUUUUUGUCAAGUCGUCAACUGUAUUUUUGUACUGGGAUUAACAACAACAACAACAAAAUAUUAAUUGUUCCAUUAAACUUUAAUAAAACUUUAAAAGGAAA